Messenger RNA from Eutrema salsugineum, 2152 nucleotides. Its product is annotated as hexokinase-3. The transcript has 9 exons. Gene Ontology annotation, molecular function: ATP binding; D-glucose binding; glucokinase activity. Gene Ontology annotation, cellular component: cytosol; mitochondrion. Gene Ontology annotation, biological process: glucose 6-phosphate metabolic process; glycolytic process; intracellular glucose homeostasis. Bases 411 to 1907 code for a protein of 498 amino acids. The record is from RefSeq and is a predicted model, not a curated record. NCBI's taxonomy places the organism in Eukaryota, Viridiplantae, Streptophyta, Magnoliopsida, Brassicales, Brassicaceae.
UCUCUCUCCUUCCGCUUUUGUCUCUGCCGAAAUCCAUAAAUCUCUCUCUCUCUCUCUCUCUCUCUCUCUCCAUAUUUAUCGUCAGUAUCACCGCCGGUAACAAACUCAAGUUUGAAUCGUUUUGAAAAUCGCCGGAGAAUAUUGAAGGAAACGGCCAUCGAAUCGAGGCCGUUAGUUUACGGGUACGGGAAGUGACAGCUGAGCGAGAAAGUCGGUUUUGACUGCGGCAUCGAGAGAGAAGCAAAAGAAGCUCUUUGAUGAUGGUGAAACAGAUUCGUUUAGGGUUUUCUGAUCGGCGGUUUUCACUGCUCAACUCUUUAUUGGAGUAGGUUCCGUCUUAGGUUUUGAGAGGGAGAGAGAGGAGAAAAAAGGGGAUUGGGUAUCGUUUUUGGUUCUGUUUGGUGUUUGUGAUGGGGAAGGUCGCGGUUGUGUUUGCGGCGGCUGCGGUUGUGGCGGCUUGUUCUGUGGCGGCGGUGAUGGUGGGAAGGAGAAUGAAGAGUCGGAGGAAAUGGAGGACUGUGGUUGAGAUUUUGAAGGAGUUGGAAGAAGCUUGUGAUACUCCGGUGGGAAGGUUGAGGCAAGUGGUGGACGCCAUGGCGGUGGAGAUGCACGCUGGAUUGGCUUCUGAAGGUGGCUCCAAGCUUAAAAUGCUGCUCACUUUUGUCGAUGAUUUGCCUAAUGGGACGGAGAAAGGAACUUAUUAUGCACUUCACCUUGGAGGCACAUAUUUUAGGAUAUUAAGGGUUCAUCUGGGUGGUGAAAGGUCUUAUCUAGAUGUUCAAGAUGUUGAACGACACCCCAUACCUUCACAUUUGAUGAAUAGCACCAGCGAGGUUCUUUUCAAUUUUCUCGCCUUUUCCUUGGAAAGGUUUAUCGAAAAAGAAGGAAAUGGGUCCAAUUCACAAGGUGUUAAACGGGAACUUGCAUUUACGUUUUCGUUCCCAGUCAAACAUACUUCUAUAUCUUCAGGAGUUCUAAUCAAAUGGACCAAAGGUUUUGAGAUUAGUGAAAUGGUUGGGAAUGACAUAGCUGAAUGUCUUCAAGGAGCGCUGAACAGAAGAGGCCUUAAUAUGCAUGUUGCGGCUCUUGUGAAUGAUACUGUUGGAGCCUUGUCACUUGGAUAUUAUCAUGAUCCAGAUACGGUUGUUGCAGUUGUAUUUGGAACAGGUAGUAAUGCAUGCUACUUGGAACGAACCGACGCCAUAAUCAAGUGCCAGGGUCUGCUUACAACUUCUGGAUGCAUGGUGGUCAAUAUGGAGUGGGGAAAUUUUUGGUCCUCACAUCUGCCUAGAACUUCAUAUGACAUUGACUUGGAUGCAGAAAGUUCAAAUUCAAACGAUAUGGGAUUUGAGAAGAUGAUAGCAGGAAUGUAUCUUGGUGACAUUGUUCGUAGAGUAAUUCUGCGCAUGUCACAAGAAUCUGAUAUCUUUGGACCAUCCUCGUCUGUUUUAUCUGAGCCUUACGUUCUAAGAACAAAUUCAGUCUCAGCUAUGCAUGAAGAUGACACAUCCGAGUUACAAGAGGUAGCAAGAAUCUUGAAAGACUUAGGGGUAUCAGAUGUACCAUUGAAGGUGAGAAAAGUAGUGGUAAAAGUAUGCGACGUGGUGACACGAAGAGCGGGGAGGCUAGCAGCAGCGGGAAUUGCCGGAAUCUUGAAGAAGAUAGGUCGAGAUGGAAGCGGAGGAAUCACGAGCGGGAGAAGCAGAAACGAAGUCCAAAUGCAGAAAAGAACAGUUGUUGCAGUAGAAGGAGGUUUGUACAUGAAUUACACCAUGUUUAGAGAAUCCAUGGAAGAAGCGCUCGUUGAGAUAUUAGGAGAAGAAGUGAGUCAAUACGUCAUCGUUAAAGCCAUGGAAGAUGGUUCUAGCAUUGGCUCUGCUCUUCUCGUUGCCUCUUUACAGUCAUGAGUCGUCAUGAUCAUCAUCGUCAUCAUCGUUCGUAUCAUUGUUCAUAUAAUUGGUUAUCUGGGUCUAUUUGUGUGUGUGUAUAUAUAUUUAUUCAAUAUUUAUUGUUAAUUACUGUUAUAUAGACGCAUAUAUAGCUUGUGUAAAUGUUUAGGAAGGUUUUUAUCUAUUCUUUGUUUCUUCUAUUCUUAUGAUGUGGAAAAUAGGUAUUUCUUUUCUUAAGACUAUGUAAAGGUGAUGAUGAUAAA